Glarea lozoyensis ATCC 20868 is the source of this 348-nucleotide messenger RNA. RefSeq lists its product as uncharacterized. The transcript is spliced from 3 exons. The record is from RefSeq and is a predicted model, not a curated record. Lineage: Eukaryota; Fungi; Ascomycota; Leotiomycetes; Helotiales; Helotiaceae. Bases 1 to 348 code for a protein of 115 amino acids.
AUGACACAACAAAAACCCACAUACACGCUCUGCACCGUGAAUAAAGUGCCUGCGCGCGCAAAGGUGUUGAUUGGACGGUUUAUCGAGGAGCAGAAAGAGGAGUGUAGUAUUAGUUAUCUGGCGAAUUGUGAGAGGAUCGAAGAAGUUCAGUCCAUGCUUCUAAAACAUAACCCAGAUAUCCUCUUCAUCGCAAGUAUGUGGACACCCACCGAAUCCACCGAGAUCAUGCGGAUUGCGAGAGAGACGAAUCCCGGGAUCAAGGGGUUGGCGAUCCCGUUUGGGUUGCAGGUUGAGAAGGGCCCGGAUGCUGUGGUGGAGUUUUUGGGGAGGGGUGGAGGGGUUGGUUGA